Messenger RNA from Fopius arisanus, 1063 nucleotides. RefSeq names its product alpha-ketoglutarate-dependent dioxygenase alkB homolog 4. The coding region runs from base 101 to 991 and encodes 296 amino acids. Lineage: Eukaryota; Metazoa; Arthropoda; Insecta; Hymenoptera; Braconidae. The record is from RefSeq and is a predicted model, not a curated record. The transcript is spliced from 5 exons. Gene Ontology annotation, molecular function: oxidoreductase activity; demethylase activity. Gene Ontology annotation, biological process: demethylation.
CCAACUCCAACUGUUUCGAAAAUUCUGUGCAGUGUAUUGUUUAACAUCGACUGUACAAUUGUCUAUUAUUCUCUGUUUUUUGUGGAAUUUUUUGCAUGGAAUGGAGACACCGAGGGCAUGUGGUUGUAAGGGAAUUAGGACGUGCCUGAUAUGCGAGGAAGAAUUUAAUAUUUGUAAACCUAAUUUGUUUAAAAAAUUGCAGGAGCUCCCUAGUUAUGUGUACUGUCCUCACUGUGACAAGGCAUAUCCAGGAUGGGAUGUAAAUAUUUUUAAGGAUCAUCCACACCAUCGAGGAACUCCAAUUUCCUAUCCAGGAGUAUUUAUCAAGCUAGAUUUCUUGACGAUUGGAGAGGCUGAUGAACUUCUGAUGGACUUGGAUGAUUUACCCUGGGACAUAUCUCAGAGUGGACGAAGAAAACAGAAUUACGGGCCAAAGUGCAAUUUUAAGAAGAAAAAACUGCGACUGGGUGAUUUCAAUGGAUUUCCAACGACCACAAAAUUUGUUCAGGAAAAAUUUAGGGAUAUUCCUCUGCUCAAAGGGUUUAGGACAAUUGAGCAGUGCAGUUUGGAGUACACGCGGGAACGAGGAGCUUCCAUUGAUCCUCAUAUCGAUGAUUGCUGGAUCUGGGGGGAGAGAAUCGUUACUGUUAAUGUUUUGGAGGAUUCUGUCCUCACGAUGACGAGGUUCCGUGGAGAUGAAGGGAAAUAUAAUCGCAACCUCGUGUCUACGUAUCCAUCAGUUGUUAAAGAACAAUAUUCUGAUGAUAAAAAUCUAGGAGACAUUGUUGUGAGACUUCCAAUGCCGAAGAGAUCGUUAAUGGUGUUGUAUGGCCCCUCCAGAUAUGACUGGGAUCACCUAGUGUUCCGAGAAGACAUAGACUCCAGAAGAGUCUGCAUAGCAUAUCGUGAAUUUACCCCACCUUAUUUACCCCCAGGUGAACGCAGUCACGAAACCGUCGAAAUUCUGAAGAAAGCAGAGAAUUUUUGGUGACGCAAAUCGCUCCACAAUAUUUUUAUUAUAAAUUAUGAAGAAUCACCGGGAAAUUUACACAUUUUUUUUCUC